Monodelphis domestica (gray short-tailed opossum) is the source of this 3873-nucleotide messenger RNA. RefSeq names its product BTG anti-proliferation factor 4 (gene BTG4). Gene Ontology annotation, cellular component: cytoplasm; nucleus. The record is from RefSeq and is a predicted model, not a curated record. Lineage: Eukaryota; Metazoa; Chordata; Mammalia; Didelphimorphia; Didelphidae.
UCCUUUCACACCCUUCCCCCAAUUGUCCGGAUACAGCUCGGGUGGCCAAGGUUUCCCCUCCCUCCUGGAAAUGAAGCCCUGAGGCUCCUCCUGCCCCCAGCUCAGGGAGAUAGUUUUCCAGAAAUCUUUGGAUCUCCCUCUUUAAAAAUGAAAGAUGAAAUUGCCACAACAAUUUUCUUCAUCACAAGACUGGUGAAAAAAUCUGAUAAGCUGAAUAAGCAACAAAUAGAAGAAUUUGCAGCAAAACUGAUGGCGAUACUCUUUGAGACAUACAGAAUGCACUGGUACCCAGAUAUUCCUUCUAAAGGGCAAGCUUUCAGGUGUAUCAGGAUAAAUAAACAACAGAAAAAAGAUCCCCUUCUGGAGAGGGCAUGUGCUGAAAGUAAUGUGAAUUUUUUUCACCUGGGACUUCCAAAGGAGAUGACCAUAUGGGUAGAUCCCUUUGAAGUAUGCUGCAGGUAUGGUGAGAAAAAUCGUCCAUUUAUAGUUGCUUGUUUUAAUGGCAGGCAGGAAGAAUGGGAAAUAUCUCAACAGAUCACUCAUGCUAUUAAUAAAGUCACAUCUGACUACUAUUCUGGCACUUCCUCUGAUGAGGAUACAUGUGGCAGAGAGCCUCAAGUAAUUCCUAAAGUCAGAAAUCCAAAAAGCAUUUAUCAGGCUCAUCACAAAUUCCUCUACCUGGAAAUCAGCAGGCUGGCCAAAGAUCUACUAUUUCAUCUUUACCAAUGACAUCGGUGAUGGUCCUACUACAUGAAAGAUUUGUAUCACAAAAUAUGUGCAUCUCCUCCUAUAUAAAAAAUGUUUCCUCACAUAUAACUGGUCAUAUUUAUAAUAAUGUGUAAGGAGAUACCAACUUUCUUCCAUCUCUGAGAGGGCAAGAAUGUAGUUGAAAUAUAGCAUUCUAGGUACUUUGGGACAUCUAUGAUUUUAUAAACAUAGAUAUCCCUCCUGUAAAUAUUAAUAAUAAGCUAAUUUGACCUUUCAUCUUAAAUGAUUCUUGUUCAAGUUUUCCACAUAAAACCAGUAUAGAAGUAUUUUAGUAGCUAUUUAAUGUUCUAAAGAAUAUUUUUACCAUUCACCUUUUUUAAAGUUUUCAGUGAUUAGAAUGUUCCUUAUCAGUUAGAAUGCUCCUUAUCAGUAUAUGCUAUUCUUUCUAUACUUCUAAAUCAACUCCUUUUCUGAUCAUACAUUCUGAUCAUACUUUCUUUUGAUGCAAAUUGUUAUAUGCUAUAGCUUACUAGAAGCCAUUGUGCUGAGGUUUUCAUUUUUGUGUUGAUGAUUGGGUUAUUUGUUGUUCUAGGUUUUUUUUUUUUUGAGAUCCUUAUGUAGUCCUACAAACUAUGGAGUAUUGCAUCAGGAGAAUAUUGGUAUUAAAAAGACUGGCUUUUCAAUAGUCACCAAUUGGGGAUCCUAUGAAUUUAGAAAAUUUCAGUUCUUUUAAAUGAUUUAAGUUUUCCUUUCCAAUUCUAGACCAAGGUCAUUGUAUUAUCUGCUCUGACCUGUACAAGAAAUAAACACAAUAUGGAUGUCUAGGCCAAUUUUUUUUACUGCAAUGAAUUUCAGUGAGGGGCCACAUAGUGUUUCAGGAUGUGAUACAGUUAAAUAUCAUUUGCAAGUAGAAAACAUUUGGAGAACCUUAUAAUCAAUAGAAAAUACAUCUUUUGUUCAAAUAUUUUUUGUAAGAUAUCUUGAGUGAAUAAUAGCUCAUAUUUAUGUUGUAUUUUAAUGAGCAAAGUGAUUUGUGAUACUCUAUCAUCUGAUCCUCACGACAAACUUGUGAGGGAAAUGCCAAUAUUGUCCCCAUUUAACUAUUUGCCACAGUCCAGGAGGGAGUAUCCACAAAGGGGCCUUGGCUCUGAGCUCAAACAGUUUCUAGUUCAUUCGUAGGAGAGUCUAACUGCAAAGAAGGGAAUGGAGCUUUUCUUACUCUAUCUCAUUCUACUUCUCCACUUUUCCCUUGGAAAAAUUCUUAAAGCUUCUAUAUGGCUCAUAACUAGGGUUUCUCUUGAAAGGAAUUAAAAAGGUAGUAGAUGUCAGAUAUAGUUCAGCUAUUUCUUUUGACUCUGAAAUAAAUUCUUUUGUCUUCUAUAUUUUAUUUUUCCUAGUUACAUGUAAGUUGAUUUUUAACAUUAAUUUUCUAAAAUUUUGAAUUCUGAAUUCUCUUCCUCCUUUCCUUCCCUCCAUACUGCCUGAGAUGGCAAGUGACUUGAUAUUGGUUAAAUAUGUGAUAUCAUUCAAAACAUUUCCGUAUUGGUCAUACUUUGGAGGAAGACAUACACACGCACACACAUAUAAAUUCAUGAAUACAAUUCCAUCAGUUAUUUCUCUGGAGGUGGAUAGCAUUUUUCAUCUUAAGUCCUUCAGAAUUGUCUGGGAUCAUUGUAUUGCUGAGAAUAAUAAGUCUUUCACAGUUGAUCAUCUUAUAUUAUUUCUUUUUACUGUAUGCAAUGUUCUCUUGGUUCUGCUCACUUUACUUUGCAUCAAUUCAUUUAAGUCUUACCAGGUUUACAAAAUAAAAUUUUAAAUCACAAAACUCAAACAUACAUUAGCAAAUACUUAACACAUGAAAUAUUAUGUAGGAGUACUGAAGAGAUAUUACCAUUUUUACCACUGACCUGCAUUGCCUACCCAUCUCAUAAGUUCAGAUCUUCUGGCAAGUUAGGUCAUGACUUGGGCUUUAUUUAGCCAUUUGGAUGAAGAAUCUUCUUGGUGGUUGUAUUUUCCUUGAAAAGUGCUAAAGUUAUAGGAAUCAUCUCCCUUUGGGAGCUAGCCCUUUAUUCCAAAACUCUUGAACUUUCAAACCCAUGAUGAAAUUGUCAAGGCCAGUCCUUGAGCAAGCGGUCAGAGCAUCUAUGGUCCAUUGGAAUUGUUCAGGUGUGGAUCCAUCCCCCUAUAUAUUCUAUAUACCAUAUGCAGAUAAGAAAAUGACCUCAGAAAGGUUAAAGGAUUUUCCCCCAGGAUCACACAGCUAGUAAAUAUCUGAGGCAAUAUUUAAGUCCAGGUCUUGCUCACUUAAGUUACUGCACUAUCCAUUUUGUUUUCUGACCUCUCUGUGAGCAUGUUGGGAAUUGGGCAGAACUAGAUUCACAGUUUACCUCAGACUUUUACUAACUAUGGGACCUUUACAGCAAAUUAUUCAACAAAGAUAUCUUUUUAGUUGUAUCUAUCAUAAUGUUGCAUGGUUUUUGAGAGAUUUGUGGGAGAUACUUGUCUGAGGAAAGUCUUUAAGGUAUUUUUUCCAUUUUAUUAAAAUGCUGCCAUGAUUAUUGUUUUUUAUCAUUUCUUUGCCUCUUCCAGUUGUGUGACCAGAAAGAUAUAGUUAAAUUAUUUGCAAAAGUAUUUGAUUUUUUUCAUGUUUUUCCUGAGAAUACCCUAAAUGUGCAGAGAUUAUUCUUACAGAUUUGAUAGAAGUGAGAGAGCAAGUAUAUGGGUCUGUAGAUGCUGGGAUUUUCUUGGUUUCCUCUUUUGAAUAAAAGCAAACCCCAAGAUUUUUCUAUUAAAAAGAAAAUCUCUUUAAAGUCUUGAGAAUUAGUUUUGAGAAGGGAUUAAGUGACUUGCCCAGGGUCACACAGCUAGGAAGUUCCUGAGGUCCAAUUUGAACCCAGGAGCUCCCACCUCUAGGCCUGGCUUUCAAUACACUGAGCCACCUAGCUGCUCUAGUAACUUUCAGUGCUGCUUAUUUGGUCCUCUGUUUCAUCUGUGAUAUUUUAAGUUAGUCUGGUCUCUGGUCAGAUAGUCCUUACUCUUCUGGGACCUAUUGACUUAUUCUCUCAUGCCAAUGCCAGUUGAUAUUAUGGAAUGAUCACACUUCUCAUCACAAUUAACACCCUGCCUUCACAGACCUGAACUUGUAGACUUGUAAAAUGAGUCUAG